UUGUCACUGUCAAGCACAGCUGUCAACCUGUCAACUGUGUCUUGGAAAUUAGAACAAUGCGAUUUUCUUUAAUAAUUUUCAAUUAAGUAAAAUGGGAUUUCUGACAAUUUUGAAGAAACUUCGGCAAAAAGAAAAAGAAAUGCGCAUACUUAUGUUAGGACUGGAUAAUGCCGGCAAAACGACAAUACUAAAGCGUUUUAAUGGGGAACCAAUCGACACGAUUUCCCCAACCUUAGGUUUCAAUAUAAAGACGCUCGAGCAUCGCGGGUACAAGCUCAAUAUAUGGGACGUAGGAGGGCAGAAAUCGCUGAGGUCAUACUGGAAGAACUACUUUGAGAGCACAGAUGGAGUGGUGUGGGUGGUGGACAGUGCAGAUGCGCGGCGGCUGUCAGAUUGUGCUAAGGAACUGCACACGCUGCUGAGGGAGGAGAGGCUCGCCGGUGCCACUCUGCUGGUGCUGGCUAACAAGGUGGACUUGCCUGGCGCGUUGACCCUCCAAGAGAUCAGAGAGGCUUUAGAUCUGGAUAAUAUCAAAACUCAUCACUGGCGCAUAAUGCGAUGCUCCGCAGUGACGGGGGAGAAUCUUCUAGAAGGAAUGGACUGGAUGCUCGACGAUAUCGCCAACAGGAUAUUUACCCUCGACUGAACUAUACUUACUCCAUUGCUUAUUAGCAUUCCAUAGACAAAGUAUGCAGCUUCUUCAUUUUAAACACAGACUAUAAAAUAAGUAGAGAGCACAAAACAUACUUGAUAAUUUAUUUUUAAAGUGCCACCAACUCAUUUGUUCAAAAUUGCUGGGACAUUUCAAAAUCCACACGGACGAAGUCACAGGCAUUUAGCUAGUAUUGCAAUAUGAUUAUGCUAUACUGAAUCUUUGUUAUGUUAAA
Molecule: messenger RNA, 887 nt
Organism: Maniola jurtina (meadow brown)
Lineage: Eukaryota; Metazoa; Arthropoda; Insecta; Lepidoptera; Nymphalidae
Gene: Arl2
Product: ADP-ribosylation factor-like protein 2
Exons: 4
Coding region: 92-646 (184 amino acids)
Biological process (GO): protein folding
Cellular component (GO): cytoplasm; microtubule cytoskeleton
Molecular function (GO): GTPase activity; GTP binding
Source: RefSeq, a predicted model, not a curated record